AUGGGAUCUAUUGGCGCCGAGGUCAACGGCAGUGUCAACGGCAACAUCAGCGGCGACAUCAAUGUGAAGGCCCCAGGCAGUGCUCCCGCUGCUGUCCUGACGGGCCCGUACGGCGAUGCGUACACGAUCAGGGAACUCCCCGUAGCGACGCCGGGGGUGAACGAAGUACUCGUCCAGCUGGAUUACAGUGGCGUGUGCCAUGGUGAUGUAUAUGCCCGGGAUGGCGGCGGACCUGCGCCCAAGGACCCUGUCCGCCCGUUGAUCGGCGGCCACGAGGGCGUGGGCAGGAUUGUCGCCCUGGGGAGUGGCAGUGAGGGUGAAGGGUCCGAUGCCUUCCAUGUCGGUGAUAUCGUCGGUGUGGCGUGGAGAAGUCACGUCUGCGGAACGUGUCAGGCGUGCGAGGCCGGGGCAGAGAACCACUGCUACAACCAGAAGGUCACGGGCGCGCACAGAGACGGCACGUUUCAGAGAUAUAUCUCGUUCCCGACGGCGCAGCUGGUGCGCAUCCCAGCGGAGGUUUCCUUACCGAGUGUGUGUCCGAUCCUGUGCGCUGGUGUGACGGCUUAUUCGGCGUUGAAGCGCAUGGAUCCCCAGCCAGGGCGGUGGUGCACGAUAGUCGGUGCGGCAGGCGGGCUGGGCCACCUGGCGAUCCAGUACGCAAAGGCAAUGGACCUGAACGUUCUCGCCAUCGACGGAGGAUCGCCUGAGAAGGAAGACUUCUGUCGAAAAAUGGGAGCCGACGUGUUUGUUGAUUUCUCGAAGCCCGACCUUGUGGAGACCAUUGUUGCCAAAACCGACGGUGGUGCAGACUAUAUCCUCGUGCUGAGCCCGCAUCAAUCGUCGUAUGAUGCGGCCGGCGAAUAUGCACGGUUCGGAGCCCAGAUCAUGGCCAUCGGCAUUGGCAACCUCCAGUAA
This is a messenger RNA of Cladophialophora carrionii CBS 160.54, 915 nucleotides long. RefSeq lists its product as uncharacterized. The coding region runs from base 1 to 915 and encodes 304 amino acids. Gene Ontology annotation, molecular function: zinc ion binding; oxidoreductase activity. The transcript has 2 exons. The record is from RefSeq and is a predicted model, not a curated record. Lineage: Eukaryota; Fungi; Ascomycota; Eurotiomycetes; Chaetothyriales; Herpotrichiellaceae.